Budorcas taxicolor (takin) is the source of this 920-nucleotide messenger RNA. It is a transcript of the gene NUDT16L1, whose product is annotated as nudix hydrolase 16 like 1. The transcript has 4 exons. Gene Ontology annotation, molecular function: snoRNA binding. The record is from RefSeq and is a predicted model, not a curated record. Gene Ontology annotation, cellular component: nucleus. NCBI's taxonomy places the organism in Eukaryota, Metazoa, Chordata, Mammalia, Artiodactyla, Bovidae. Bases 22 to 657 code for a protein of 211 amino acids.
GCCGCGGGCGCUGGUGCCAAGAUGUCGGCGGCGGCGGUGCCGGAGUUGAAGCGGAUCAGUCGGGUGGAAGCGAUGCGCCUGGGCCCCGGCUGGAGCCACUCGUGCCACGCUAUGCUGUACGCCGCGAACCCGGGUCAGCUCUUCGGCCGCAUCCCCAUGCGCUUCUCGGUGCUGAUGCAGAUGCGCUUCGACGGGCUGCUGGGCUUCCCCGGGGGCUUCGUGGACCGGCGCUUCUGGUCGCUGGAGGACGGACUGAACCGGGUGCUGGGCCUGGGCCUGGGCUGCCUCCGCCUCACGGAGGCUGACUACUUGAGCUCGCACCUGACCGAGGGCCCGCACCGCGUCGUGGCGCACCUGUACGCGCGGCAGCUGACGCUGGAGCAGCUGCACGCCGUGGAGAUCAGCGCGGUGCACUCGCGGGACCACGGCCUGGAGGUACUGGGACUCGUCCGUGUCCCUCUGUACACCCAGAAGGACCGAGUCGGGGGCUUUCCCAACUUCCUGAGCAACGCCUUCAUCAGCACAGCCAAGUACCAGCUCCUGUUCGCCCUCAAGGUGCUCAACAUGAUGCCGGAGGAGAAGCUGGCUGAGGCCCUGGCUGCCGCCACGGAGAAGCAGAAGAAAGCCCUGGAGAAGCUGCUCCCGUCUUCCUCCUGAGCACCCUCUGCGGGCACCCCCAGGAGACGGUCCAGCAGCACCGGCUGAGUGUGCAGUGACAGUGGAGCCGCCGGGUCAGGAGGGUCGCCACUGGCGGUCUCCUAGGUAUGAAAAGACUUCUCAGUGACGCUGAGGUUUCCGUGGUACCAGCCUGGCUGGUAAGGACAGCAGGUUCCUGCCCCAGCCUGGGCACCCGCCUUGGAGCCUUGGUGCAGCGCUGGCAAGUGUGGGCAGGAGCACUGGCUCUGUAAUAAAACACCUGA